GAUGGCGCACCCCGGACCCUUCGCCGACGCGGACCUCCAACGGUCUGCCACACUGCGGAGCGUCCAGCUGGGAGGUGGCGGACCUCCCCGCGCUCCCCGACGAGGACGCCCGCGACGGCAGCCCUGACCAGAUCGAGCGCGUGGGAGGCGCCUGCGCCGAUGCCGCUCGCAGCAAGCAGGGCAGCCGCGGGCGUAGCCUUGAGUUGGAGCUGUACAUCGACGACGAAGAGCUCACGGAGGUCACCACUCCUCGGGGCCACGACCAGGUGGCCUAUGGGCCGUCAAAGCGGGGCGUGCUCAGCAGCUUCAGCGGCGACUGCAGCACUUUUGCCCCGAAGGCGCCGCCCCACGUCGCCCAGGCCUGGGCCCGGAUCCGCACGCCAUCCCCAGAGGCCCGGACGCUGGCGUCGCACGCGCCGCCGCCGCCGCAGGGCAUGGCCGAGAAACCCCCGCAGUGGAUGCCCUUCCGGCACCACCCGCUGUACCACGACGCACAGCAGGGGGCCACGCCAGACGCGGCCUGGGCCCGCAUCCGCACGCCGUCCCCGGAGGCCCGCACGCUGGCGCCGCACGCGCCGUCGGCGUGGUCGCAGGGCAUGGCCGAGAAGCCCCCGCAGAGGAUGAUGCCUUUCUGGCAGCCCUUGGCGGAGGCGCCGCCGCCCCCGCCAGCGCCCGCGGCAGCCCCUGCGCAGCGCGACAGAACGCGCGCCAACGCGCCCAGGACCGCCACGGUCAUGGCGAAGCAGAACAAGAAGAAGAAGAGCUGCCAGCCGCCGGCCUGCAUGGGCAUGCCGAACGAGUUCGUGGGGGUGCUCAGCGUCGGCUCAGUUGGCCACCCAUACUCCUGCCAGGACCCUUGCAAGUAUGUGCGGAAGACCCGCGGGUGCAAGGACGGGGCGGAUUGCAGCCAUUGCCACGUGUGUGUCUGGAACCGCUACGAGGCAAGCCGGGCGACGGGCAUGAGGAAUCAAUUGGCCCUGGUUGCGAGGUGA
This is a messenger RNA of Prorocentrum cordatum, 992 nucleotides long. NCBI's taxonomy places the organism in Eukaryota, Dinophyceae, Prorocentrales, Prorocentraceae. The record is from the annotation of a GenBank genome assembly.